Messenger RNA from Hyphopichia burtonii NRRL Y-1933, 1788 nucleotides. RefSeq lists its product as uncharacterized. Bases 191 to 1720 code for a protein of 509 amino acids. The transcript has a single exon. The record is from RefSeq and is a predicted model, not a curated record. Lineage: Eukaryota; Fungi; Ascomycota; Pichiomycetes; Serinales; Debaryomycetaceae.
AGUGUAUAAACAAUACAAUACCAAACAAACAGACAACUGUCCUGAGCAGAUCAAAACAUCGGAACGAGUGCUAUAAUUGGAGUCACACCGAAAGAUUCAGGUACGGUUUGCUUUUAUUAUCUUUCAAGUAUCUUUAUUAGGUCUCUGACUAGCGUUCCCAUUUACAGGUGUCGAGGAGUUAAAAUCAACAAUGAUGACGGGAUCAUCAUCCCCAGUUAACAGCAGCCCAUUGCUUCCUCAGGCCGAAAUCACCACGCCAUCACCGGCAAAGCAAUUCAACCAUUCCCGGACAUCCUCAGCAUCCAAGCCAAGGUCGGCCCCAAUCACACGAUCGAGUUCUUUGAGAUCAAAAACCAAGGGGAUCAAUUUUAAUCUAGCGGUGUCGCCCAUCUCAUCGCAUCCAAGUCCCUCCAAUGCAAACGGCCACAAGAGAAGUAGUUCGAUACUUUCCAAUACCCAAGUCCCAAGUCAACAGUCAUUGCCUCAGCUUCCAGAGAAUUCGCCUCUGAUUACAGUGCCUAACUCCCCAAUCCCAUCAGCGACCGAAGAACUCAAGUUUGAUGUGCCUUUGCCUCUGAGCGAACAUUUACAAACUCUUGAAAUUGAUGAUCAACUAAGGUUACUUGCUUUAAAAGAAAUGUCAGUAGUGGAAAUAAGAGAUAAUAUUAAUAAUUUGAAUAAUAAAUUGAACAGAAAUGAAAAGGAACUCCAUAGAUUAAGAGAGGUCAUUCAGAAGUCUUUGUACAGAGAAUUAAGCGGCCAAAACCUAACUGCUAAUGGCAGAGGGGUUAGGCAGAAUAGUAACCCUAGAGAUGAAGCUAUUGCAAGUACUAAGAUUGGCCCUAGAAGAAGAACUCUAUCAUCUACAUCUCCAAAUGCCGUGGUAAAUACUAGCACUAACGAUAAUAUCCCACUUGAUCCAAUCUCCAAACAGGACUCAGAAAGUAAACAUAAGUCUGCCUUAUGGUCUAAUUUAUCAAAACCUUUAAAUCUCAUUCAACAAUUCGACAACAUACUCACUCAGGAAUUUGAAAAAUCUUUAAUCCCGAGUCCUAAUUCCCAACAGUACUUCAACAAUAAAAAUCAGAACCAUGAUUAUACUCAUUCUAAUACUAGUGCUCAUCCACAUCCUCAAGCACAACCAUUUCAUUCAAGAAAACUCUCAUUAAGUAGCACUUCCACAGAUGGUAGAAAAAGACAUUCAGAGGAUUCAUUAUCCAGUACAAGUGCUAGUGCAAGCUCGAUUCCCUCACCUUUGAAAAGCAAAUCUGAUAAUCGAAGUAAAUCAAAUAUUGAUCUAGAUCAAUAUUUUCCUCCAGCUUCUGAUCCAAUACUAGCAGAAACAAUUAAGUCAAAAUCACGAAAUAGAACUUCAGAGGAUAUGUUGCAAUCUGUUAGCUCUUCGAUCUGGUCCUUUGUUAACGAUGUUAAAUCAAACGUUCUAUCUUCUUUAGGGGAAGACGAAGAAUCAAGUAAUCAAACAUCUAAUGAACUGACCGGACCAAAUAUUCGAACUGAGCCAAUGUAUAAUUUAGAGACUGGGUCUACAAUUAGCUUGGAUGAAACAUCUCCUGAUACAAAAUCAACAAUAAAGGCACCGUAUGAUAACAGUGACUACGCUAACAAUAAUGAUAAUAAUAAUAAUGAUGACGAUGACGAGGAAGUUGAUCUUACUAUGUACACUCUGUUGCGCAGAUCUGAACUGCUUAAAAGACGGUAACUGUCCUGUCAUAUUUUUGGUUUCUUUUCUAUUUUUUUUUCUUUUCUUAUUUUUUUUUUGGUUUUACU